CUGCCAAAAAUGUGACUGCAUCCUUGACACCUGACAUGAUGGAAUCUGGUCCGUCACCGUCCACAGACUCUCUGCACCUCUACACCGACAGCUACGUCAACUACAGUAACACCUGGCAUGGCCUCUUUGAUGGUGAUACUCGGGCCAAAAAUCAUACCGUGACCCUUCACGACCAAUUCUACAGCGCCCUGCUGGGAGUCUUUCUCGGACUGCUGUGCCUCCUCACCAUCAUAAUGAACCUGCUGGUGCUGUAUGCUGUCAAAAAGGAGAAGAGUCUCCACACUGUGGGGAACCUUUACAUCGUUAGCCUCUCAGUGGCAGAUCUCAUCGUGGGAAUGACAGUUAUGCCUCUGAACUUGGUGUAUCUGUUGGAGGACAAGUGGAAGCUGGGUCGGGCUGUAUGCCAGUUUUGGCUGAUUAUGGACUACGUAGCCAGCACAGCCUCCAUUUUCAGCCUGUUUAUCCUCUGUUUGGAUCGGUACCGCUCAGUCAGACAACCGCUUAAAUACCUGAAAUAUCGAACACGGGGAAAAGCCAGCGUAAUGAUCUCCGGAGCUUGGCUACUGUCAAUAAUGUGGAUUAUUCCUAUAUUAGGAUGGAGAUCUUUCACACAUGUAGACCUCAAACCUGAGGAGGAGAACAAUUGUGACACAGACUUUCGUUUUGUCACAUGGUUUAAAGUCAUUACUGCAGUUUUCAAUUUCUACAUACCCUCAAUUUUGAUGUUGUGGUUUUACACGCAUAUCUACUUGGCGGUACGGCAGCAUCUAAGAGACAGGAAGAAAAUCAUUCACCCGACCGAUUCAUUUGCUGAAAACCAGAAUGAAGGAAAUGCGCCAAGUACAGAGAAAAUUGACUCAAAAUCCUCCAUGAAAGAUAAAGCGGUUUCAAUGAAACAAUCAAAAAAAGACAGAUUGCUGGACCAAAACACCCUCGACCAGGCAUAUGCCCUUGAGGAUUCUGAUAAAACCCAAGGUGUUGCUUUAAGAGCGCACCGAAAAAUUGGUGUAAAGCGUCAACAGACGUCAUUGCUCUCCAUGACAACAAAACGAUUCAGAAUGGCACACAAAUCUAAAACAUGCUCUUUGUCUCCUGAAGAGAUUCAGCCAGACGCAGCGAUUCAACUGAGCCAACCACCAGCUGCACAGGAUGCCACUUGCUCAGGUGGGGGCAAUGAGGGCAAAUUUCAAGCCUCACUUAAUGAAUGUCAUGUCACAGUGCCGAACUUGGUGAGCGGAGUAUGUGACAGUCAAGUGUCAGACAUGCAGAGAUACACGUCUGUGCUCUACAACAGCUAUGACCCGAGUCAAGCUCUGCCGUGGCCUGAGGAAGUCGCUGAAGACGCCAAAAUAGACCCGAACAACGCUGUAACUCUGAGACAGGCGUGGCACAGGUUUAUCGACCAGUCGAGACACCGUAUUCAAAGUCUGAGGAUUCAUAAGGAGCACAAAGCGGCCAAGCAGCUGGGUUGCAUUAUUGCUGUUUUCUUACUGUGUUGGAUACCGUACUUUAUAUCUUUCAUGGUCAUGGCAUUCUGUAAGGAGUGUGUGCACCAUGAUCUUCACAUGUUCACCAUAUGGCUAGGUUACAUGAACUCUACUUUGAACCCUUUUAUAUACCCUCUCUGCAAUGGAAACUUCAAACGGGUCUUCAAAAAUAUUCUCAAAAUUCAUUUUUAACCAAGUGGGCAUG
Molecule: messenger RNA, 1692 nt
Organism: Cololabis saira (Pacific saury)
Lineage: Eukaryota; Metazoa; Chordata; Actinopteri; Beloniformes; Belonidae
Gene: hrh1
Product: histamine receptor H1
Exons: 1
Coding region: 36-1679 (547 amino acids)
Biological process (GO): adenylate cyclase-activating adrenergic receptor signaling pathway
Cellular component (GO): plasma membrane
Molecular function (GO): G protein-coupled acetylcholine receptor activity
Source: RefSeq, a predicted model, not a curated record